This is a messenger RNA of Erythranthe guttata (spotted monkey flower), 1646 nucleotides long. RefSeq names its product F-box/kelch-repeat protein At3g06240-like. Lineage: Eukaryota; Viridiplantae; Streptophyta; Magnoliopsida; Lamiales; Phrymaceae. The record is from RefSeq and is a predicted model, not a curated record. Gene Ontology annotation, molecular function: protein binding.
AAUUUUUGAAAAUUAUGAUUGGAUCAGAAAGCCGAGUUUUUUAUAAUUUUGUAUAUAAACACUUUCUAGUCUUAUUUCAGAAUCCAAAUAAAAAUAAAUUAUUCCAAAAAUAAAACUUUUAGAACAUAAAUUAUAAAUUGGUUGAAUUGAAAUUUUUUUGUUCCCUCAAAGCAAGCCUCUCAACAUUCAUAACAUUUCCCGCAUUUUUUUUUUCAGAAUUCCCGCUCUUUUAGUUAACCAAUGAAACAAGUAUUUUGAAAUUGGAAGCCCUAAACAAACUGUGCCAAAACAACGCCCCUUUCUAACAUAUCCAUGGCGUCGACUUUGAUUCUCUCGAACUAGGGUUUAUCCUUCCACCAAAUAUACAUACAUGAUACAUUCACCAAUUAUGAAAGGUAACAAGCAUAAAUUCCCAUACGUACGCCAAUCAGAUAUGAAAGUCACCAAGCAAAAAAAAUCCCCCAAAAUGGAGGUAGAAUUCCUAAAAAAUCUGCCAUCGGAGAUCGUCAUCGAAAUUCUAUCAAGGCUUCCGAUUAGAACAAUCGGAAUCUGCAAGCGUGUUCGUAGGUCAUGGCGAGAUCUGCUCAGGACUCGUGAGUUUGCCGAUUCGCAUCUCUCCAAAUCGGUCCAAGGAAUGGUUGUAUGUACUGAAUUCGACUAUUACGAAAUUUUCGCAUUUGAAGAUGAACUCGAUCUCGAAGAUCCCGAUCGUAACUACGAUUCAUUAACCAGUUUCGAUUGCAGUCGAUUGGGCCUUAGCAUCUGCGAUCUAAGAGGUUCCGUUAACGGCUUGCUUUUUAUGCACCCGUUGAGCUCUAUAUCCUCUGAUUAUUACAUAUGCAAUCCAUUAACUCGCGAGUAUAUCGGGUUCCCGUACGAGCAGAGGCUGCUCGACGAAGAUUUUAACGGAACGGUAAAUUACGGAUUCGGGGUGAGCAAAGUGAGUGGCCAGUAUAAGGUGGUUAAGGUUGUUCAUGUUAACAAACCUAUUUGCCACGUGUACACUCUCGGAACAGGGAAAUGGAGAAGAAUUGCGUGUGAUGCCAAGUUGGGAAAGAACGAUUACUCGACUGGUGCGUUUCUUAAUGGAUGUAUUCACUGGUUUAUACAAAGCUCUCAUUCGAUUUCGUGCUUCGAUCUCGAGACGGAAACUUUCAGCACGUUUGCUCAUCCGGCUCGUCCGGCGUGGGAAAGACAGCUUCUGAACCUAGUAGCUUUGGGCGAAUACUUAUGUAUAUGCGACAACACACAUGAAUAUGAAAUCGCGUUUUGGGUUAUGAAGGAAUACGGAAACGACAAAUCUUGGACGAAGGAAUUCGUUAUUCGAAAAGGUUACGGUGAACGACCUCGUGGACUCGUUCAUCCUAUCAAACUUUUCGAAGACGGACACGUGUUGAUGACGUGGCAGCAAGACUCGAGCUGGUUCUGCGACAUGUUCUAUUACUCGAACAAAACGAAAACUACUCAAAAGAACCAAAUGUUCAUGUCUAGUGUUGGUGGUCCGAUGCAGGCGAUGCUUUAUACGCCGAGCUUUCUUUCGCUCAAAAGUUUCCCGAAAGAGGAUGCGGCCGAAUUCGUCCAUUUUGGGUGAACGGUUGUAAAUUCGUUUCGAUAUCGUGUUUCGUCACAUUGGAAAUUAAGCAUUA